AUGCAUUCAGCUGUGCCCUUCAACAACACUUUCUUUACUCGCAGGUGGCCUUUGAUCGCAGAACAAUCUUUCUAUGAUGAAAGAUUGAUGAACCUACCGAUGCAGAACCUGACAAUCGAAAGACACCUACUAUCAUACUGGUAUUUCUCUGGAGUAGAGAAAGAAGUCAAGCAAGAGUUUACUUUCCAUGAUUCCAUCGCUAACGCCGCUGCCAUGAUACUUCGCGACGUGUUUGUGGAAUACAACGCAUCAAUGAUUGUAGGAGUGCAUGUACGUCGUACCGACUUUCUACAGGCAAAGCACACAAAAUUGGGUUUUGGAGUUCCUGAAAAAUCAUAUUUCAUUAAAGGUUUCAGUCUGAUGAAAUCAAAGUUUCCGGGAAGAAACAUCACGUUCUUAGUUGCCAGCGAUGAUCUCCCCUGGUGCUAUGAAAACUUGUCCGGUACAGAUGUUGCUUUCAUGCCUCCAGCGACAGCAGCUGUUCACAUGGCCGUGUUAUCCAAAUGUGAUCACGUUAUAAUAUCUGGCGGGUCUUUUGGAUAUUGGAGUGCGUGGCUGGCUAAUGGACAUGUCAUUUACUAUCCUGGGUAUAUGAGAAAAGGUUCCAUUCUGGGAAGGUGGUUUAGGGAUGAUCUUUAUUACCCCAGAACCUGGAUACCGUUGGAAAAUUGA
Messenger RNA from Candidula unifasciata, 672 nucleotides. Lineage: Eukaryota; Metazoa; Mollusca; Gastropoda; Stylommatophora; Geomitridae. The record is from the annotation of a GenBank genome assembly.